Messenger RNA from Zingiber officinale, 3654 nucleotides. RefSeq names its product kinesin-like protein KIN-5A. Gene Ontology annotation, biological process: microtubule-based movement. The transcript has 23 exons. The coding region runs from base 314 to 3457 and encodes 1047 amino acids. NCBI's taxonomy places the organism in Eukaryota, Viridiplantae, Streptophyta, Magnoliopsida, Zingiberales, Zingiberaceae. The record is from RefSeq and is a predicted model, not a curated record. Gene Ontology annotation, molecular function: microtubule binding; plus-end-directed microtubule motor activity; ATP binding.
UUCAUUUAGCUCAUCGUCCUGCCUCUCUUCGUUCUCACUCGCCUCAUCUUCUCCGCGAUUCGAUCCGUCUCCGGCAUUCCAAAAUCCUCUUUUGACUGCAAAAUCUCAUAGAAACCCGGAGAUCUUGUGCGGCGAUCGGAGGGGCGAGAGAGCCCCGACGACGAAUCUCUCUCCGUCUCUUUCUGGCCCAGCAAUUGGCGUCGGCUAAAGAUCUUUCGAUUCUAGCAUUCUCUCCCAGAUUUGUGGAUCGCGUCGAUAGUUCGCGCCUUGAUCUAUUCGUGGGGCGUUUUUUUCCCCUAAAGGUAGAAGGUUGAUGGAUAGCUCGCAGAGGAAAGGGGGAUUUGUCCCGGUGUCGCCCUCACAGACUCCCAGGUCCACUGAAAAGCACGGAAGAGAAUUCCGAUCGUUUGACGGGAGUGGUAACUUGAGUGGCAAGUUUGAUAAGGAGAAGGGGGUCAAUGUCCAAGUCGUUCUGAGAUGCAGGCCAUUAAAUGAUGAUGAGAAAAAGGCGAACACCCAGGUGGUCAUAUCCUGCAAUGAACACCGUCGAGAAGUUUCAGCUGCUCAGAAUAUUGCUAAUAAGCUAAUUGACAGAACUUUUACCUUCGACAAGGUUUUUGGCCCAACCUCAAAGCAAAAGGAUUUGUUUGACCAAGCUGUUGCUCCUAUAGUGAAUGAAGUUCUUGAAGGCUACAAUUGCACCAUAUUUGCAUAUGGGCAGACAGGCACGGGAAAAACCUAUACAAUGGAAGGGGGAGGAAGGAAAGCAAAGAAUGGAGAGUUUCCAAGUGACGCCGGAGUUAUCCCAAGGUCGGUGAAACAAAUAUUUGAGAUAUUGGAGGCACAAUGUGCUGAGUACAGCAUGAAAGUCACAUUCCUUGAGCUGUACAAUGAGGAAAUAACUGAUCUUUUGGCUCCUGACGAAUCAAAAUUCUCUGAUGACAAGAACAAGAAGCCUAUCGCUUUGAUGGAGGAUGGGAAGAGUGGUGUUUUGGUGAGAGGAUUAGAGGAGGAGGUUGUCUAUACUGCUGGUGAAAUCUACAAAAUCUUGGACAAAGGGUCUGCAAAAAGGCGUACUGCAGAGACUUUACUAAACAAACAAAGCAGCAGAUCCCACUCUAUCUUCUCCAUUACAAUUCACAUCAAGGAGAUUACUCCUGAAGGAGAAGAAAUGAUUAAAUCUGGAAAGCUUAAUCUUGUUGAUCUUGCUGGUUCAGAAAAUAUAUCACGAUCUGGAGCUAGAGAUGGUAGAGCAAGGGAAGCAGGGGAGAUUAAUAAAAGUUUGCUCACACUUGGCCGUGUAAUUAAUGCUCUUGUUGAACAUUCUGGCCAUAUUCCAUAUAGAGACAGCAAAUUGACCAGGUUACUUCGUGACUCCUUGGGUGGAAAAACUAAAACUUGUAUUAUUGCCACUGUAUCACCUUCCAUUCUUUGUUUGGAGGAGACUCUAAGUACCUUGGAUUAUGCACACCGUGCAAAGAAUAUCAAAAAUAAGCCUGAGGUUAACCAAAAGAUGAUGAAAUCUGCAAUGAUCAAAGAUUUAUAUGCAGAAAUUGAUCGACUUAAACAAGAGGUAUUUGCUGCAAGGGAGAAGAAUGGCAUUUACAUACCACGUGAUAGGUACUUAAUUGAAGAAGCUGAGAAGAAGGCCAUGACUGACAAAAUAGAAAAACUGGAAGUUGAUUUGGACUCAAAGGAUAAGCAAUUAGUUGGGCUUCACGAGCUUUAUAAUUCACAAAAGAUACUUAGUGCAGAUUUAAGUGACAAACUAGAAAAAACUCAGAAAAAAUUGGAGGACACUGAAGACGCAUACUUGGACCUAGAAGAAAGAUAUCGCCAAGCAAACUCUAGAAUAAAAGAAAAGGAGUUUUUGAUAUCUAAUCUGCUUAAGUCAGAGAAGGCGCUUGUUGAGCAAGCUUAUGAUCUUAGAGCAGAGCUAGAAAAUACAGCUGCUGAUGUUUCUGAAUUGUUCUCUAAAAUAGAAAGGAAAAAUAAAGUAGAGGAAGGAAACAGAAUACUUGUCCAAAAUUUUCAAUCCCUGCUAACCCAACAACUGGACACCUUGCAUAAAGCUGUCUCAGCUUCAGUAGUAGAACAGGAGAACAAACUGCAAGAAAUGGAGGAGGACAUGCAAUCCUUUGUCUCUACAAAAGCCAAGGCAACAAAUGAUCUUAGACUACAUGUUGAAAGGCUCAAAAAUAUGUAUGGUUCCAGGAUUAGAUCUUUGGAUGACUUAGCUGGUGAGAUUGAUAAGAAUUCAGGAGACACACUUGGCAGAUUGAAUUCCCAAGUGUUAAUGCAUUCUUCGGCUCUUGAGGAUUGCUUCAAAGGAAUAGCAUUGGACGCAGACCAUCUUCUAAAUGAACUUCAGCUGAGUUUGUCUCAACAAGAGGAUAAGUUGGCUAUGUUUGCUCAGCAGCAGCGUCAGGGUCAUCUUAGGGCUGUUGAAUCUACAAGGUCCAUUUCUAAGAUUACGUCUGUUUUUUUCCAAUCCCUGGAUAAUCAUGCAUCCAAAUUAACCAAAAUCAUGGAAGAAUCACAAACUCUGCAAAACCAACAACUGCAUGAACUUGAGAAGAAGUUUGAGGAAUGUGCUGCCAGGGAAGAGAAGCAAUUAUUGGAAAAGGUGGCAGAGAUGCUAGCCACUUCAAGUGCUAGGAAGAAGAAGCUGGUUCAAACAGCUGUUGACAGUCUCCGCACUACUGCUGUUGAGAGAACAAGUAAUUUACAAAGGGAAAUGCUGGCUGCUCAUGAUUUCACUAGUUCUAUAAAAGAACAAUGGAAAAAAUACACAGAUGAUUCAGAAACUCACUAUCUCGAGGAUACUGCAUCAACAGAAAGAGGCAAAAAUGAUCUGGAAGAAGGUUUCGGAAUCUGCAAGGCAAAGACUAAAAUGGGUGCCCAGCAGUGGAUAGAUGCUCAAAAUUCCCUGCUGAAGCUUGGUGAAGGACAUGUAUUGUCAGUAGAUUCAAUUAUUAGGAGUGGGUUGGAUGCUAAUCAACUUCUCCGUGCCAAGUUGUCAUCUUCUGUUUCAUCGACCCUUGAAAAUGUUGAUGUUUCAAACAAGGAUCUUCUAUCCUCCAUUGACUGUUCAUUCAAACUUGACCAAGAUGCUUGUGCCAACAUUGAUUCCAUGCUUGUCCCCUGUCAUGGUGAGCUGAGAGAAUUAAAGAGUGGCCACUACCAUAAGAUUGCAGAGAUAACGGACAACACUGGGAAGUGCCUUCAAGAAGAAUAUGCGGUGGAUGAACCAACCUGUUCGACCCCAAAGCGUCGACCGAUCAAUCCGCCCAGUGCAGCAUCCAUCGAGGAAUUGCGCACUCCAGCUUUUGAGGAACUAUUAAAGUUGUUCUGGGAAGCAACCCCAACUGUUAAGCUGGCAAAUGGUGAUGCAAAAAACUACUCCGGUGCAAAUGAGCCAAGGGAUUCCAGAGCCCCACUAACUGCCAUCAACUAGGGCCAAGUAAGUUAGUUGUCCUUGAAUGAUGGCAUGUACAAAGGUAUAAUUUGGCAUGGAAACACGAUUCGAUGAUUCUUUAUCUGAUUGGUUUAGGGUUUAUUAACCCAGAAUUGAGCUGUUUGUAAAGAGGAAUGAGGUUCUAUAUUGCAUGGUUGUACUAGUCCAGAAUAAGUAGAUUAAUUAUUUCUUUCAUA